Macrosiphum euphorbiae (potato aphid) is the source of this 258-nucleotide messenger RNA. The record is from the annotation of a GenBank genome assembly. NCBI's taxonomy places the organism in Eukaryota, Metazoa, Arthropoda, Insecta, Hemiptera, Aphididae.
AUGCAUGUCUCAGCGUAUACUCAAUUAUGUGCUUCAUAUAAAUUUUUUCUUAAUUGGUCAGUUACCGAGGUAAACUGUGAGAGAACUUUCAAGAAACUAAAACUUGUUAAAACCAGACUUAGGGCUAAUAUGACUCAAGAUAAUUUAGAAGAACUUUUAAUUAUGAGUAUUGAAAAACAAUUACUUGUUGAAAUUAAAAUUGAAAAUAUUAUUGAUUACCUAAAAGCUAGCUCAAAUGUAAUGUCAAAAAUGUUUUAA